AUGGAAUGCAGGGAAAUUGGUGGAAUGAAAGACGAACUGAAGGAUCGUCAGUUUUGCGUUUAUCGAAAAUCAACAAACAAAUUCAUGGAUGACAGACAAUGCCCACGAUUGGUGAUGAUCCAUUGCGAUAUCAAAGAUGGAGUGUUGACAUUAACGGCUCCUGAGCAUGAGCCAAUCGAAGUGCAUCUUCAGAAAGUACUGGAUGCAAAUCAGAUUGUGAUUAUCAAGAUGUAUGAUGACUUGAAAAAUGCCGGUCUUGAUUGUGGGCAAGAAGUUGGCGAUUGGCUUUCAAAAGUGCUAAACGAGGAUGGCCCACUUGGUUUGUUGCAGUAUAAAGCUGGACUAUACUCUGAGCGAUGGUCACAUCGUGGAUACAGAUGGUUUUUCGGAAUAGCACCAAUUAAGGAGAAGGUUUCUCGGAUUUUGUGA
Molecule: messenger RNA, 429 nt
Organism: Anisakis simplex (herring worm)
Lineage: Eukaryota; Metazoa; Nematoda; Chromadorea; Rhabditida; Anisakidae
Source: the annotation of a GenBank genome assembly